AUGCGUGGACAUACAGCGCUAGGUGCGCUGCUAGUGUAUGCAGCGCUAGCGCUAGCCCUUCUUGCAGUGCCCAGCACAGCUAUUGGUGUUGUUAGUAUUGACUACGGUACAGAAUGGAUCAAGGCCGCACUGAUCAAGCCCGGCAAACCGUUUGAUCUCGUGUUGAGUCGCGACUCCAAGCGCAAGGUGCAGGCCAGCGUCGCGUUCAAAGGCGCCGUGCCGGACGACGGUGCACUGGAAAAGCAAGAGCGUAUUAUGGGUGCUGACGCGUACGCGUACGCCAGUCGGAGCCCUUACCAGAGCUUUCACGCCGCGAAGUUGCUGCUUGGCCAAUCGUGCCGCCCUGAUGAACCGGAGGCGGUGGCGCAAUACCGUGCCGUGUUUGGCAACCUCGUUGCACGGCUCCCAGACGAUCUGAAGACGGGAUCGACAUGUGUUGUAGCGCCAUCGCUCAACACGACGUCGUACUGGCGUGCCGAGGAGAUUGUCGGUAUGCAGUUGGACCACAUUCGUGAGUUGGCCGAGGAGACCGCAGGCGAGCUGCUGAGUAUAGGUUACCAGUCUGGCUCUUCAUUCUUCAGCUCCCAGCGUGGUCUGGAUACGGUGAUCACCGUGCCCAUUUUCUACACGCCUCAUGAGCGUCAGGCUUUGCUGGACGCUGCCGUGCUUGCUGGCUUCCGCCCGCGCUUGAUCAGUGAUGCCGCUGCGGCAGCUACCAACUACGCACAGAGCCGUACGUUCCCUAAGCCGGAACGCCACAUUUUCUAUGAUGCUGGCUCUGGGUCUGUGCGUGCGUCGUUGGUCGAGUUCUCGACGCCGGAAAACAGUACGAAGCCAGGCUCUGUGGUCGUCCAAGUCCUUGACGCUGCUUGGGACCGCACAGCUGGUGGUCUCUCGAUGGAUAUGCUUUUGCGUGAUAUGCUGGCCGAUGCAUUUGACGCGGCCUACCCUGAGCGUGCUUCGGUCAAGAAGGAUGCACGUGCCAUGGCGCGUCUGUUGCGUGAAGCGAACCGUGCGAAGCAUGUACUCUCUGCGAAUGCUGCUGCGACGGUCUACGUCGAGAGCUUGGCGGACGACUUGGAUUUGCGUACGACGAUUGACCGUGAGACGUUUGAAACGAAGAUGCACAAAGUGAAGCUCCUGGAGCGAUUCAUUUCGCCCCUCUCGCAGCUGCUGAAGCGCAACAAGAUCACGAUCGACGACGUGCAGUCGGUGGUGUUGGUCGGUGGUGCGACGCGUGUGCCGUCUGUGCAGGCGCAGCUCAAAGCGCUGGGCAUCCCCGACGAGAAGCUCGCACAAAACGUGAACGCGGAUGAGGCUGCGGUGAUGGGUGCUGCGUUGGCUGUUGCGAGCACACAGCCGCAACUGCGUAUGAAGCAUGUGGAUGUGCACGACGGCAAUAUGUACCCUGUGGAUCUGAGUGUAUCGGGCCACGAAAGCACCAUCUUCCCCUCGGGCCCUGUGUUUGCGGAAGCGUACGAACUCACGCUGAAUGGCCAGCAGACGGACUUUGACAUCUUGCUGUCGUCGCCGAAGGAUCGCUUGGAGCGUGGCGAUGCUGGUGAGCUGCAGCGCAUUCGUGUGGACGGCGUGGCAGACGCUCUCGCAGACUUGCAGGCGAAGAAUGAGAUGAGUCAUGUCGACGUCAAGGUCAACUUGACGGUGCGCAAUGCGCCGUUUGGCACGUACCAUGUGCCAUCGGCGGCGCUCACUGUGACGCCUCACAAGAGUAUUACCGGUACAAUCAAGUCGCUCUUCCACUUCUCCAGCAGCGACAAUGCGACGAACACCACGACCGAGGCGGAUGCCCUGGCGCCGCAAUCGACUGUGCUCUCUGUGAACACCACGUACCUUGGCCCUGUGCGUCCGCUGACGGGCCUCGAGAAAAUCAAGUCGUUGGAGCGUUUGCGUUUGAUUGUCUAUGAGGCAAAGCAGCGUGCGGAACGCGAUGCGGCGAUGAACUCGCUCGAGUCGGUCAUUUACCGCGCGCGUGAUCAGGUGGAGACCGAUGCCUUUGCCGAGGCGGCAGCGAAGCACGAGCUUGACGCCAUUCGCGCCAAAACGGACGAGCUGCACUCGUGGCUGAACGACCAGAGCGAUGGCGCGAAUGCCGAGGCCAUCACGAAGCGGGAGCGCGAGCUGACGAAGCAAACGGACGCAGUCCUUAAGCGCCAGGCACAGGCCGAACGACGCCCAACGGCGAUUGCCGAUCUCAGCGCCACGCUCUCGUCGGCCCAGACGUUCCUUCGUGAGGCACGUGCGAACUUGACGCAGGCCAUGGCCGAGAACAUGGGCAGUAAGUACACAGCCAGCGACUUGGACUCGCUGGAGUCGACUGUGAAAAAGGAUCUUUCGUGGCUCGAGGACGGCCGCAAGGCGCAGCAGAAACGCAAGGCACACGAGGACCCUGUGUUGCUCGUCGAAGACAUGGACCGACGUGGCAAGAAGAUCCGUGAUACAAUGACCAAGUUGCAAAAGCGUCGUAUCCCCAAGACGCGGCCCAAGAUGACGCAUACCUCCUCGUCAAGUGCAAGCAGCAGCAGCAGCAGCAGCGCUUCUGCCACGAUGACCCCCUCCACGUCUUCCUCCACGCCGGCUGAGGCGACCUCCACACCGGACGUCCCCGUGCACGACGACUUGUAG
This is a messenger RNA of Malassezia pachydermatis, 2643 nucleotides long. RefSeq names its product actin-like atpase domain-containing protein. The coding region runs from base 1 to 2643 and encodes 880 amino acids. NCBI's taxonomy places the organism in Eukaryota, Fungi, Basidiomycota, Malasseziomycetes, Malasseziales, Malasseziaceae. The transcript has a single exon. Gene Ontology annotation, biological process: cellular response to hypoxia; endoplasmic reticulum unfolded protein response; negative regulation of hypoxia-induced intrinsic apoptotic signaling pathway. Gene Ontology annotation, molecular function: ATP binding; ATP-dependent protein folding chaperone. The record is from RefSeq and is a predicted model, not a curated record. Gene Ontology annotation, cellular component: endoplasmic reticulum chaperone complex.